This is a messenger RNA of Sycon ciliatum, 5478 nucleotides long. RefSeq lists its product as uncharacterized. The record is from RefSeq and is a predicted model, not a curated record. NCBI's taxonomy places the organism in Eukaryota, Metazoa, Porifera, Calcarea, Leucosolenida, Sycettidae. Gene Ontology annotation, cellular component: cytosol. Gene Ontology annotation, biological process: apoptotic process; positive regulation of apoptotic process; negative regulation of cell population proliferation. Gene Ontology annotation, molecular function: protein binding; molecular adaptor activity. The coding region runs from base 432 to 4157 and encodes 1241 amino acids. The transcript has 8 exons.
GGCUUUGGCAAAAUACUUGGACUGUUGAGUGUUGAGUGUUGGAGUUGGAAAAACAACCCAGUUCAUCAGUCCACUGGCUAGCUUUAUGCAGUCGUUACAUGAGAUAAGUCGGUUGGUGGACAUUUCUGACCGUCAUUUGUUUAGUUACUGAGCAUCUUUGCUGUUGAGAUGUGGCUGGUUUCGUUGGACGCUCCUCUCUGCUGACUUGCAGCGAGCUCGUGGAAAUUAUGUGUUGCGACGUUUUUGCAGCACCACUGCUCGCUGUCGUCGUUCGCUCUUCAGCGUUGAUUCAUUCUUGCUCGUAGUGUAGUUUUGUCCUGUACUGGGUGUUAGAGGAAUUUCUCCCUGGAAUGCAGCUGCUUCUGGUCGGCAGUUUGCUUUCUGUGCGAUUCUUGCCAGGCCCGAGGCUUCGCCUUUAGUCUGUGCCUGUUAUGCCGAGACUCAAUCUAUUCAAGACUGGCAGGAAAAAGAAUUUGCACAGUGACGUUCCACGUGCCGUUGGCCAUGGAAAGUACACGAAGAGAGCGACACCUUCUGCCACGGCUGCUGGCGAAGCAGGCAUUGCGAAUGUAGUUGCCACUGGUGGUGCUGGCGCCGCCGUGACCAGUGCUGAUGGAAGCGCUGUGGGCAACGAAUCAUUUGGGCGUGAGGUGCUCGUGGAUGACCCUGCAGCUUCGUCUAGGGUGUCGAGGAGUGUGGAUGGCAGGACUCAAUCUCUGUCUAGGAAUGAUUACGGUCAGGGAGAGGCUGGACCCGUGCAGACACGAAAGACUGCUGCUGCUGGAUGCCCUACAUGCAAAGAGAGGCGUUGCGAGACAGCCAGGCCCGUAUCUCUUGCACUGCCCAGGAAUGGCUAUUUGCCAACUUCCAGACUGAGUCAGCAUCCCAAUGCCGGCAAUGCGGCGGGAACAACGAUGCCAUCUGAAUUCAGAUAUUCUCUGUCACAAGGUCGCGGCGCACACGCAGGAAGUUGCGAGUGCUGUGCUGUCGGACAUAAGCAAGCCUUAGCCGGACAAUCGAGUCUGAACUCGCAGCUUCCGUCAUCGGCGCAGUCACAAAGACAGCAGCCGAAUGCCCUGCGUACGAGUGUGAGUCUCAAUCGCGUUGGCCCAGCAGGGUCGACGGGUGCUUUGCCACAAAGUUCGUCUGAUGGAUCUUCAGGACUUUCAGCAAGAUCGGCCGCAACAUUGACCAUGAAUGAGAAGUACAGGUCUUCUCCUAGCCUGGCAAGAACAACAGAGCAGACGCCGGCACCUGCUGAUGGGCCAUCGUACGUACCACAAACAACUCCCAAAAAGAGUGUUCCCGGAGCGCCGGAGGAAAGGCGCCACAGCGUGGACUCAUCGGAAAUGCUGGCAGCGUACAAUGAGAGCAAGGACUUUGGCAGCAAUGCCAGUACCUUGCAGUCGAGCAGUGGCGGAGUGAUUCGUGCCAAUGAGGGGCUCGAGAACAUGGCCGUCAACAGGGAGGACACACCACAGGCUGAAGCCAAUGUCAACGAGGUUGAUCUGUCUACUCUGCCACCGGGAUGGGAGGCAGCCUAUGCCGAUAACGGGAGAAUCUACUACAUAGAUCAUAAUCAAGGUGACACGCAUUGGCUUCAUCCCGCAGUUCUGGAACAGCGUGGCAUGCAAGUAAUGCCGGAUGGAUGGGAGCGUGUUGAUUCCAGUGACUAUGGUGUUUAUUACGUCAACCAUAUGAAGGGUACAACUUGGCGGCCAAACUCAACGUUCAUUCCGCAGGUUGCCUCGCCUCACCAGUCAGGGCAGCUCACUUCUCCGCAAGCGGCAUCAACACCAUCCUAUGUAGCCUUGGUGCAGCAGGGUAUGCAGCCAGCGCAGCCGCAGGGCACCCAGCAACAGCUACCCGACAGCCCGCAGGCCAUUCUACAAAAGCUGAGCCAUCUUCUCCAGCAGCCAGUGGCGCCCACUUCAAUACAGCCAGUGCCGCAGCAGGCCGCGAAUGCAUCGCAGCCGCACAUGUCAUCCCCACAGAUGCAGCAGCAUCAACAGUUUGGCCAGCUGUCUGGACACCCUCUAUCUCAUGCUGCCACCAUGACAGGCUUACCGGCACAGCAGCAGCAGGUAGCAGCUCCCUUCAACCGCAGUCAGCAAGGCCGGCAUUCCUCCAGGAGCGUUGAGAGUAGCAGAACACACGUGUCGCUGACCUCACUGGGCAGUGCCGGAACUGGCGGUGUUAUUGCGGCGUUGCAUGCUCGCAUAGGAUCUCAUGACAGCACUGGAUCACCAAGCGGUAUCCGCUACACCGGACGGCGUUUCAGCCAGGACAAUAACAUUGAUGUAGGUAGCAUUGGCAGCCAGUCCCCGACUUCUUUAUCACGCCAUUCUUCACGGCGCUGGAGUCAACGCCGAAAUCUGCCCGGUGAAAUAGAGUCCAUUGAGAGAUUUUCAAUGCGUCGCAAGAACCAGCAGCAGCAGCCCAGUGCACCUGCUAGUGGUGAUAGCUCACCCACUGGAACAUUCAUUCGUUCAUCGUCCCGUAGGUUCCAUGAGCUUCCUCUGGGUGCUACUGAGAACCCCCAGACUGGGGUGAUGUCACGACACGGCUCUAGACGCUUUGGCCCACGUGCGACAUAUGUUCCACCGGACCCGUUUGCUGCACAGGAAAUUCCAACUUGGCUAAUAUCAUAUGUCCGGGGUCCAGACAGCUCCCAACACGAUCAAUUAGAAUGGGAAGGCCGUGAUAUGCCAAAUCUGGAAGGAUGGCUGGUGAUGGUGAAGCGCCUGUUCCUGGAGGAUGUCAAGGGUAUUGUGAUGAAGUACGAGAACUACCGGCAUGCGCUGCGUCAGGAGAUGCUUACGCGCGAGUUUGCGGCGGGCGAUGAUCCUGAGCCACUGCACCUGCUUGCAAGCCAGCCAGACAUGCUUGAUGAGCAGUUCCUGUCCAUGCAGCAGGUUGCCAUGUCAUUGCCACGCAACACCAACGUGCAUCCUAUGCUACAACCACAGCAUCAGGCAGUUGCAGCUACACCGCCACAACAGCUAGUCACGGGCCCACCUCCACAACAGAUAUUGGCGCCCGCACCGCCGCAACAGAUAUUGCCACCCGCACCGCCACAGCAUCAGGUGGUGGCAGCACAGCAACACUCGCUACCGGCUGUAUCAUCAUCGCAGAAGCCCACUCUGGUUCAUCAGACAUCGGCACCAGUGCCACCAACGCAGUACGCGCAUGUGCCUUACCAGCCUCAACAUCAGCAAGCUGAUAACAGGCUUCUUCCUCAGCAGUCUGCCCCUAACCCUCCAGCAUUGCAGCAAGCACCAAGCAUGCCUACAUCCGGUGGUGUGGAAGUAGGAGAUGCCAAUAUCGCCCGACACAUUGUUGCCGAGCAAGCCAACAGAGCUAACCACAUGGACCGCAAAGUCUCCUCGUCGUCAUUGCCCGAAGAUACUUCGACGCACCGGGCACCGUUCAUGCAGAUUCAACUGACACAGCCCUAUCGUCAGCUUGGUGAAGGUAUUGCAGACAGGACCAACGAUGCUCGCAGUGCAGACAUUAGUGACAGUGGCGGAGACCUUGGAUCAUUUUCUGGUGCUUCAUUGCCCUCCACUGCCAGUCCCAGUAUAGGCCGGCAUUCAAGCGCAUCUGGAUCAAGUAGUGCAAACAAUCUCCUAUCAGAUCAAUCACCCACCGUAGACAAGGACAGUGCAUCAAUCGAAGGAGUGGCAAUCCCACAAAUUCCCAACGCUCCUGCUCCGUUUUGCGCCAUACAACUGCGCACACCACUGCGUAGUGAGUCUCUGGACGAUCCCAAUGCACUGAACAACUGGCCAACCACCGCGUCGACGCACCAACAGUCAAAAUCAGUCGGCAGUGAUGACUCCAGUCACCAUUCGCAUCACUCAGCAGCCUCGUAUCACCAAGUUCGACACACGGAUAGCAGGUCUCUGGCUAGCCAGGGCUCCAUGGAUAUUGGACGCUACGUGCCCGGAGAAUCCCGAUCAUACCACUCGCUGCAGGGCAGCUCCGGAAGCACGGAUGCCAUCCUAUCUGGUAACAUUGUAGUAAAGCAGCCAACAUUGUCCAUUCUGGCUGAUGACUGCAAGCCGCUGUAUAGCACCGAGUCACCGCCUGAACUGCCACUGUCACUGGCACAGCAGAGGAAUGCAAUCUAUGGCCAAAACACAGAGUACGUCUAGUGACAACCUAAAGAGCAACAGGACGAGUCGCCACACACCGUCCUCGAGUUCUCCCCUUUGGUACCGAAUCAAGUAUAUGCGGACUACUGACAGCUCAGAACUGUAGCUAAAUCGGUGUGUGUGUGUGUGUGUGUGUGUACAUGCGUAUGUGUACGUGUCUGUGUGUUUGCGUGUACAUGUGCAUGUGAGAGAAUAUGCUUGACUGUGCAUGUGUGCCCGCCGCUCAUGCGUUGUUGCUCUCGUGAAAGCUAAAAACAAUUUGUAUGCAAGUAAGACCAGGACAAAGGCUCCAGGAGCUAAGACAUACGUAGUACAUGGCAUCGGAUCGUGAUAUCAUGUACGGUCGUAAGAUUUUCUCUUGUGUGUGUAUUCCCGCCAGUCAUCCUGUCAUUUGUGGCAUGGAACAGAGCUGACAGGCUCAUCAAGCCCGGAUGUCCUCGCACGGUUGCCACCUACAUCUGUCCUCGACGGCAGUGUGUUGAUGUGAUUCUACUUGAGAAACUGGAACAUCCGUAUUAACGUUAUUCUCCAGACCCCUUUCUUUUGACGAUGUGCCGCGGCAACCAAAUGGUAUGUAAUGAGUAGCUCACCUUGGCUUGUUGAUGCCACUACUUGGCACUAGACAACUAUCUUUGCAUGUGUACGCUACCACGGUCCCACAUUGGUGCCAUUCACAUGUUCACUCUGCUACUUGCUGUCCGUAUCCUGCUUUCUUUGCUACCGGCUUUGCUGCUGCCUGCGCUACCGCCGCUCGCCCCGGUCUCUGUGUCAGCGUGGCACAUGUACUUGCGUACUGUUGGUGCACCGCCGCUGCGACACUUACCCCGGCACGACCUGUAUGCUGCUUGACACGCCACAGCACCCAGCACAGCCGACUGCCCGUAGACUCCACGCUCAGGCUGCGGCUUUGCCUGCAGCCGCCAGCCGACCAACUAUUUGAGCCCAACUUGAGCCCAUAGCGAUGCUAUUCUCCCCACUCCUGUUUAGCCAAUUGUCAAGUGCUAGUUUGCUACCGUUUUCGUAACUGAUUUCCGUUACUAAUUUAUCAGGUCUAGGAAAAGCUACGUCACAAUCAUUCAUUGCUCUCUACUGAUUGUGUCCACUUUAGGUAACUUUAGAUUCUAUGAUUUCUUUAGCAGUAGUGGUAGUAACUGUUAAUCCUUUCGUAAUAAUUAUUGUAUUGAUUAGUACGGUAGUGGUCUAAGGUCAUCCGUCGGAUUUGUGCAGUUUCACCAUUCUCCACGUCAGUACUCUAUCAAGUGCCCAUAGCACUGGAGAUUACUCUCAGUCUAUGUGCAUCAACAACAUGGAUUUUACCGUC